Molecule: messenger RNA, 675 nt
Organism: Sander lucioperca (pikeperch)
Lineage: Eukaryota; Metazoa; Chordata; Actinopteri; Perciformes; Percidae
Product: ribonuclease inhibitor-like
Molecular function (GO): protein binding
Source: RefSeq, a predicted model, not a curated record
AUGGCCACUGACAUGUUUGUCCGCUUCCUUCAUGGCCUCUCUCUGGAGUCCAAACCAGAGACUCUUAGGAGGCCUGCUGAGUCAGACAGACAACAGUCCAGAAUCAUCCAGAGAGCCAUCAACAACCUGAAGGAGAUGAACACUCUGGCAUACAUGCUGCAGAUGUCAGAGGAAGUUCUGGAUGAGUUGACCUGGACAACUCUGAAGUCCAACCCCUCCCAUCUGAGAGAGCUGGACCUUAGUGACCUCCUGGAUUCAGGAGUGGAGCGUCUCUCUGCUGGACUACAGAGUCCAAACUGUAGACUGGAGACUCUGAGAUUGGACUGCUGCGGUUUGUCAGAGAUCAACUGUGCAGAUCUGGUCUCAGCUCUGAAGUCCAACCCCUCCCAUCUGAGAGAGCUGAACCUGAGUAAUAACAACCUGCAGGAUUCAGGAGUGAAGCUGCUCUGUGGUUUUCUGGAGAGUCCACACUGUAGACUGGAGACUCUGAGAUUGAAGGACUGCAGUUUAUCAGCGAUCAGCUGUGCUUCUCUGGCCUCAGCUCUGAAGUUCAACCCCUCCCAUCUGAGAGAGCUGGACCUGAGUAACAACAAGCUGCAGGAUUCAGACGUGAAGCUGCUGUGUGAUCUUGUGGAGAGUCCAAACUGUAGACUGGAGACGCUGAGAUGGAAGUGA